CACGAGCAGGGGUAAAUUAGAAGCCACUUCACGCGAGGGACGACGCAAGGGUCCAAAGCGCUGAAUUCCGGUGCAUGUCGCCGAGUCUCCACGGAUAGCGGCAGCUAUCAGCCUGUGUUACUCUUGGACACCACCCCGUGUUUUCCCACCCCGUGUUAGCGUCUUGCCGUCCUCGCGACCACCAGCUGGGUCCGCUCGCCGCGCAUCACGGUCUAGCAUUCGCAAUAUGAGCGGCGAGCGCGGUUAUCUUCGCGGGCACACGCGCGAUAGCAGCGAGGGGGACGACUGCGCGCGGGAUGAUGCGCAGGUGCGGUCGGAGUUGACGGGCGUCUGCGCGCUCGGCACCGCGUGGCCCGCGCACGUUGUUGCAUGGCCGUCACCGCUGCCGUCACACCCGCCCUCGCAUGCGCCGCUAUACGCGCCGUCGCCGCAGCAGGCGCUGUUCAGCGGCCAUGCGCGCGCGCAGAUAGGUCCUAGCCAGGAGCGCCAACCACAUGCCAACCAAGGCGCGCCGAGCGGGGGGGGCAGCGAGGCGGAGAUAGCUCGCCACAGCCAACCCUCGCCGCCGCUGCUGGCCUUCCAGCCGCCCCUCACUUUCCGCGCCACCACCGCGCACCCCGUUCCCUACCCCGCGCCCGUUCCCCUUGUCCCCCCAGACAUGCGCUUCCCCUUGGUCCCCCGAGGCCCCUGCUCCCCUUCCCCCUACGCGCUGCAGCACGCCGUCCGCUCUCCUUGCGGCCUCAUGGGCUUCCGCCCCCCCACUGUUGGCCCCGCCCCUACCCUCAUGUCCUCCCCCUUCCUCCCCGCGACCUCCGCCUCUCCCGCGGCCAGCCCCCCCUAUGCGCGCCCGUCUUCCCCUCCGCCAGGCGCGGCAGCAGCAGCGUGUGCAGGCACGGGGCCAGCAGCAAAGGGGGUGGCUGGUGUGCGAGCAGCGAGGAAGACAGCAGCAGCAGCAGCAGCAGUGCCUAAUGACGGCCGCCACUGCUCACCCCACGUGUCUCCGGAGGGGCGUGGCGAUGCCGCGGCUGCCUCGGCUGUUGCUACGAAUAACCAGGAGCCAUGCGCCGGUGCUGCUGCUGGUGUCAGUGGUGCUGCUGCUGGUGUCAGUGGUGCUGCUGCUGGUGUCAGUGGUGCUGUGGAUGGUGCGGGAAGCGCUUCCAGGGGUCAGCACCUGCAGGGGCGGAGGCAGAGGGGGAGGGAGGGGAGGCGGUGGGGGAGAAUAGAUGGGGGGCAGGGCGGGGCAGGGGACGUUUCAGGAGGGCAGCAGGGGGGAGGGGAGCAAGCGGGGGUGCAGGGAGAAAGAGGGCAGAGGAAGCGGGAGUGCGUGUAUGGGGGCAGGGGGGCGGGCGGCAGCGGCAGCACGAGCAGUGCGUGCAGCAGCGGGGGCACGCCGGGGAGUGGGUCGUCGGGGGCGCGGCAGAGGGAGAGGGCGGGGGGGCGCAAGAAGGCGGGCAGUGAGGAGGAGCAGCGGCAGCGGCAGGCGGAGAAGAAGAAGCGGCGCCUGGAGAAGGCACUGGCCACCGCCGUGGCGCUGAGGAGCGAGCUGCUGGAGAAGCGCAAGCAGCGCCGCCGCGAGCAGGAGCAGUGGCUCGACCGCGCGGGGCAGGCGCUGGCUGAGGCAGUGGCGUUGCGUGUGCUGGUGGAGGAGGGCGAGGAGGGGGAGGAGGAGGGGGAGGAGGAGGGGAAGGAUGGGGGGGAACGGGGAGAGGAGGAGGAGAAGACGGGAAAAGAGGGGGCGGUGGAGGGGGAGGAGGAAGAGGAGGAGGAGGAGGUGGGGGAAGGGGAGGGCGAGGAGGAAUCAGAGAGAAGCAGCAGUGCGAGUGGCAGCAGCAGUGGCGGGGGAGGCGGGAGAAGGAGGGAAGCAGGAGGGAGUGCGGGCGCUAGUGAGGGGGGUGUGGGCAGUGUGGUAGCAUCAGCAGCAUCAGGCGGGGGCGGCGGUGGGAGGGCAGAGGAGGAAGAGGAGGAGGGGGGGGACAAUAGCAGUGUGAGCGUGCAGGGGCGCGGAGGGCGAGCAAGAGGCGUGGGAAGCAGAAGGAGGGAUGCGGGCGAUGGCUGUGCGCCACUGGCGUGGGGCAGCAUGUGCCUGCGCGAGGGACGGGCGCAUCACAAGGGGGCGGUGGAGAGCGAGAGGGGAGGAGCGGGAGGUGGAGAGGGGGAGGCGUCGGAGUCGUCUCGCAACUCUGUGCACUGGCAGAGGGGCGGGCAGGCGUGCUGGGGGCAGGGUAGGGCGCAGUGGGCGGGGGGCAGCACACAGCAUGUGGGUGACAAGGCGCAGAGGGGAAACAGGGCGCAGAGGGCGGCGGACAGGGGGUUGUCUCACGCUGCUGCUCCUGUGGGCGCGGGCAGUGCGACUGGUAAAAAGGGGGAUGCGAAGUGGAGGGAGGGGGGGGGAGGGAGGGAGAGUAGGAGGGUUGAAGAGGAGGAGGUGGAGGGGAGGCUGAGGGGCGCUCUGUGCUUGGACGAGUCCCCUGUGAGCGGCUCCCACUCACUUGCUGUCAGGUCUGCUGAAGCCUCCACUGCAGUGGGCACUGGGGAAGCAGCAGCAUCACCAGCAGCAGCAUCACCAGCAGCAGCGGCUGAUGUGAGGGCGGGGAGGUGGGGAGGGAGUGGAGGGGUUGUGGGGUCAGGCAAGUCAGGCAAGUCAGGCAAGUCAGGCAAGUCCAACAAGUCAGCAGCAGGCACAGUAGGGUCAGUGGGGACAGCAGGGACAGCAACUUCAGCAAAAUUAGUGGGAUUAGCGGCGCCAAGAGCAGAGGAGGAGCAAGAAGGGGAGGAGAGCAGCAAGGGGUGUGGAGGUGGUGCAGUGCGGUCAGAGGAGGCAGCAGUGGGUGGUGGGGGAGCGCAUGAGUCAAGCCAUGGCGAUGCGGCCGAUGCUCUCAUCAGCCGCCUCCUCCUCCACCAUCCCACCCCCUCCCCCUCUCCCCACUGCCCGCCUUCUCUCCCCACCACGCACAGCCACCCCCCUCCUACUGCGCCCGCUCCUCCACCAUUCACUUUCUUCAGGGGCUUGCAGCUGUCGGAGUUGCAUGCGGCUGUCAACAGCAUCUCCGCCGAGCCUGCAGGCCCGGCAGCAGGCUCUCCAGCGUGCUUAGCUGCAGGAAUUGGGGGGUGGAGUCUCAGCGACCGAUCGUCCCAAGGGGACGGGUCGUGCCAAGGAGCAAGGGUGGGUGAGAGCGUGUGGGAGGCGCCCGGAAGGGCUGGUGCAGGGCCUGAAGGGGGGCGCAUGGCGGGCGGCUUGGGGAUGGCCUCUGGGCUGCUCGAUCGGGACAGGCUGGCGGCAGGAGGCAGCAGGGAGAAGGGCGAGCAGGAGCAGAGUGCGAGUAGGAUAUGGCCAAGUGGUGGGGGGGAACGGGGACAGGGAGCAGGCGGGGGCUGUUUGAGCUUUAGGAAUGCUGGAAGGUGGGUGGAGGCGAACAGGGGGAGUGAAAUGAGGGCGCUUGACUUGAGGGCGGGGGAGAGGGAGGUGGCAGAGGGGAUGGCAGCAGUGCAGGCAGUGGCGGCAAUGCGCAUAGCGGAGGAGGCCCGCACAGAGGCACAGGCCGCCAGGCGAGCAGCACAGGAGGUCAUGGGGCAAGCGCAGGCUCAGGACAGGCAGCAUACUGCGGAGGGAAGAGAUGAGAGUGAGGCGAUGGUGGUGGAGGGGGGGCCGUGCGAGCUGAGGGCGAAGCUGCAGGAGACGGAGAGGCAGCUGCAGGAGAAGACUGCCAGGGUGUCAGAGCUGGAGAGAAGCCUCGAGGAGAUGACCCACUAUCUGCGCAACCUCAAGGCCAUCCUGCCCACUGUGCCUCUCGCUGCCGCUCCCUCGCCACCUGCCUUGGCCCCGUCGCUUGCUGCCAUGCGCGGAGGGGCAGCAGGAGCAGGCGUGCAGGAGAGUGACGCACAGGGGCGGGGUGUGGGGGCACCACAAGGCAGUGGGGGGGAGGGAAGCUGUGGCAGCACUCGCAGUAGGUGGUAGUGGUGAUGGCUCCACCUCAUGCAUGUCUUACGCACUUGGUACCAGGACUAUCACGUGAAAGCGUCGUGCAUGAUGGUCAAGCUGAUGUGAAGGU
Messenger RNA from Closterium sp. NIES-67, 4049 nucleotides. The record is from the annotation of a GenBank genome assembly. Lineage: Eukaryota; Viridiplantae; Streptophyta; Zygnematophyceae; Desmidiales; Closteriaceae.